Didymella exigua CBS 183.55 is the source of this 1655-nucleotide messenger RNA. Its product is annotated as kynureninase 2. NCBI's taxonomy places the organism in Eukaryota, Fungi, Ascomycota, Dothideomycetes, Pleosporales, Didymellaceae. The record is from RefSeq and is a predicted model, not a curated record. Gene Ontology annotation, biological process: NAD+ biosynthetic process. The transcript has a single exon. Gene Ontology annotation, cellular component: cytoplasm. Gene Ontology annotation, molecular function: kynureninase activity; pyridoxal phosphate binding. Bases 97 to 1575 code for a protein of 492 amino acids.
GUCAGCAACGUGUCGCUCCAGCAUCUGCUCAUUCAAAUUUCACAUCCCUUCGCGGCAUUGCAUUUCUCACACCCACUCCAAGUGCUGAAUCAAAAGAUGGACGCUACCUCCGCUAUCAACCAGCUCCGACAGGGCCAGAAGCCCGAGUUUCCCGCGAAUGCCGACACGCCUGAGUUUGCGCAGUCUCUCGACAGCAGCAACCAGAUCCUGAAGACUUUCCGAGACGAAUUCGUCGUCCCGACCAAGGCGCAGCUUGCGCGGAAACAGCUCAAGGACGAUGCUAAGACAUCCGCAGAAGCCAAGAGCGCCGAUGACGAGGGCAUCUACUUUUGCGGCAAUUCGCUCGGCCUCCAGCCCAAGGCUGUUGGCGAGCACCUGAACGCUUACUUGAAGACCUGGGGAUCCAUCGCCGUUGGCGGCCACUUCACAAACUUCGAGGACUCGCCAUUGCCCGCGUACCAGGAUCUCGCUGCACAAUGCUCACAGCAGAUGGCCGACAUUGUCGGUGCAUCGCCCUCAGAAAUCGUUGCUAUGAACACAUUAACAAUCAACCUUCAUUUGAUGAUGGCCGCAUUCUACAAGCCCACAGAGAAGAAGCACAAGAUCAUGUGUGAAUGGCGACCCUUCCCCAGCGACUGGUAUGCUAUCGAGUCGCAAAUCGAGUGGCAUGGUCUGGACCCUAAGAAAUCCAUGUUGACCGUCGAGCCGGACGAGGGCUACCUUAUGACCACCGAGCACAUUUGCAAGCUCAUCACCGAAAACGCCGACGAGAUCGCUCUGGUCAUGCUUCCCGGUAUCCAAUACUACUCCGGCCAGCUCCUCGAUAUCCCCACCAUCACAGCACACGCACACAAGCACGGUCUGACGAUCGGUUGGGAUCUUGCGCACGCCGCUGGAAACGUCGAACUGAAGCUGCACGAGUGGGACGUCGACUUCGCCUGCUGGUGCACCUACAAGUACAUGAACACGGGCGCGGGCUCCGUCGCCGCCGCCUUCGUGCACGAGAAGCACGGCAACAACGACCACAAUGUCGGCCUCAAGGGCUGGUACGGCCACGACAAGUCCUCCCGCUUCCUCAUGGACAACAAAUUCAAGCCCACCCCCGGCGCGCAAGGGUUCCAGUGCUCCAACCCCUCCAUCGUCGACCUGACGUGUCUGUCGGGAAGCCUGAGCGUCUUCAACAAAACCACCAUGGCGCAGCUCAGGUCAAAGUCCCUCCUGCUGACCGCUUACGCAGAGCACCUGCUCUCCGCCAUGGCAACACGGAACAUCAAAGACGGCGACUUCCCGUUCAAGAUCAUCUCGCCCACAGACCCGCGGUUCCGCGGCGCGCAGCUCAGUGUCCUGCUGCAGGAGGAUCUUAUGGAGGACGUCGCUGCGGCACUGGAGAAGAACAGCGUCAUCUGCGAUAAGAGGAAGCCGGGAAUCAUCCGCGUGGCCCCUGCGCCGCUUUACAACACCUUCGCGGACGUGCAGAAGUUCAUGGCUGUGUUUGAGAGUGCGCUGCAGCCCAAGACGGAGCAGAGCGAGGCGCAGGCCAGCAGCGUCAACGCGAAUGUCGAGGCACGGCUGUGAGGAAUCAUGAGUUAACGAGUCUUGCAUAGUUUAGCGUUCUGUAUUAUUGCAUUUGAUACCAUACUUUCUACUAUCCCGCU